AUGUCUCGAACACGUCAGCCGAUGUCAAAUGGGCUUCAAACAACGACUGAAUCCUCUCGGGACUCUUCAGUGGCCCGUGUUCCCGCAACCCUCAGAUUACGAGCGGAGGAUGCACCAGCCAACACUCGCGAAGAAACCUCCUCGAGUCGCCGCAUAAGAUGGAGCGAAGAUGUCGUGGACAAUGAAGGCAUGGGGAAGAAGAGCUCUAAAGUAUGCUGCAUCUACCACAAAGCCCGGCCGGUAGGAGAGAGCAGCUCAGAAUCUGAAUCAGAUUCUAGCUCCUCCGACUCAGAUAGUGACAGUAAUGAUGACAGGGCUAAACGAGCAAAUCACGCUCGCCACUCUCAUGCGCGCGGACGGAACCCUCAUGAUGAACACCACGCAGCUAACCCAAACGUGGAUGAGUGUUGUUCAGAUCAUAGAGCACCAGAGUCGAAGCGCAGAAAGCCAAGUCCAAAUGCCUAUGAGAAAAUGCCUAAGCCAUCCAAGGCCCAUUCGAGGGGCACUUGA
Messenger RNA from Penicillium nucicola, 510 nucleotides. RefSeq names its product PPP1R11/YPI1 family protein. Gene Ontology annotation, molecular function: protein serine/threonine phosphatase inhibitor activity; protein phosphatase 1 binding. Lineage: Eukaryota; Fungi; Ascomycota; Eurotiomycetes; Eurotiales; Aspergillaceae. The coding region runs from base 1 to 510 and encodes 169 amino acids. The record is from RefSeq and is a predicted model, not a curated record. The transcript has 2 exons. Gene Ontology annotation, cellular component: nucleus.